AUCUUGUACUCACUCUACGCAUCACAUUCCUUCAACUCUUGCCUGUUUGGCUGUUCCUUUCACUGCACCUUUUUUAUCAUCGUCGAUGACUCUUUCGUUAUUUCCAAACAAGGGCUCUGAGCCUCUGAUCCUCAAAUGGGCUUUCUUUAAAUACAAAAACGAUUUUAUUUUAUUUUUUAUCAGUCUUUGAAUACAAAAACGAUAUCAGGGUUUGAAUCGUUUGAUUGGAAAGCAAAAAACAGAAGGAUUCAGAGACAAUGGCAAUGCCAUGGGCCAUGACCCUUUGGAUGGCAAAGAUGGUGUGGCUGGCUCUGACUGGUUGGGUCUCUUCUUGCUUGAUCGUUGCUGAUGAGGUCGCCAGCUCUCUCAGAACCGGCGAUAUUGGUCCUUUCCAUGUUGGCUGAUUGGAUUGUCGAAUUCGACACUAUCUGGAGGAGCAGAGCCCAAACGCUACCAAGAAAAGCAUGUUGGGGGGAUUGAAUAUCCGAGGCUUGGGGAUGUAAAACUGCCUCUGAUUUUCUAUGUAACUCUGAAUUUUCGGCUUGUAAUUGGUGCCGUAAUGUUUGCAGCACCAACUUUGUAUAGUAACUAUAGGUGCUCGGUGUUUUGAUGCCAAUUUCUUGGUUACGUAAGGUUUCUUUUAUGUGAGAGUGUUUUCAUGAAGAGGCUCGUCAUCAUGGUUAUGGGGAUGUUUUGUAAGCUAGAAGAACCAGAAGAAGAAAAUAAGCUUCGAACAUAAAAGCAAUGGGAUGCCAAAGAAAUAUCAAGUCUUUUCGUA
Carya illinoinensis is the source of this 778-nucleotide messenger RNA. RefSeq lists its product as uncharacterized. NCBI's taxonomy places the organism in Eukaryota, Viridiplantae, Streptophyta, Magnoliopsida, Fagales, Juglandaceae. The coding region runs from base 258 to 404 and encodes 48 amino acids. The transcript has 2 exons. The record is from RefSeq and is a predicted model, not a curated record.